Coprinopsis cinerea okayama7#130 is the source of this 2945-nucleotide messenger RNA. RefSeq lists its product as hypothetical. The annotation marks the transcript as partial. Gene Ontology annotation, molecular function: oxidoreductase activity. The record is from RefSeq and is a predicted model, not a curated record. The transcript is spliced from 11 exons. NCBI's taxonomy places the organism in Eukaryota, Fungi, Basidiomycota, Agaricomycetes, Agaricales, Psathyrellaceae.
GAUGUUUCCAGCGUCCCUCCUCUCAUUUAUUACCUUCCUCCUCCUCUUCUCCAACACUCUUUCUGCCCCUUCUAGGACAGGUGCCCAUCACACACUGCCCACACGACCAUGCCCAACCGCAGUCGACACUUCCAACCCGAUAAUCCCAUUCCUCAAUUACGGAAAAAUACGCGCUGCAGCAGACGCAGCUCUAACUUUUCUCGAUUCCAAAAAGAUACCUCCUCACCGUGUGCCUCCUCGCGGUCCGCUCAAAUGCGACAAGCUUCGAAUUCGGAAGGAAUGGCGCAAACUCACUCGAGCAGAGCAGAAGGCUUACAUCCGAGCUGAGAAGUGCUUGAUGACCACCCCGACUUUAGGUCUCACCGGCAACUCAAGCCAUACGUUCUACGACGACUUGACAAACUCUCAUGCUCAAGGAUUCCUACGAUAUCACGGUAACGCCAAAUUCCUCCCUUGGCGCCGUUGGUUCGUUUGGCUUCAUAGCGUCUCCCUGGAGCGUUUGUGCGGAUACAUUGGACCUAUUCCGUACUGGGAUUACACGCUCGACGCUGGCCCAGACGUCUACAACAGUCCGAUCUUCUCCACCGAUCCAGAGGUUGGCUUUGGCGACGGAGGCUCGGUACCGAUCAACGAACUGGGUGGACGGGCUGGUGGCUACAUCGUUGACAACGGUGCUUUCGCCAACUACAGGCCCAAUCUCCCAAUGCCACAUUAUCUCGUUCGAAACUUCACCCCCGACGCUCAAUACAACCCAGAUGGUAUCUUCGGCGUUGGCGUUAGCGAUACUUUCAAUCAAACGGCACGCGAUCGUGUGAUGUCUGCCGACCACUUCUGGGAUUUCGAAGUCAAAAUCGAUGGACUUGACGAACCAGAGUGGCGAGGCGUGCACAAUAGCAUCCACUUCUUACUGGGCGGUGACGGUCAGAGCCUCAACUGGCUGGAAGGCACGCCAUGGUACGGAUCACAAGUCUUCAGCACCAAUGAACCUAUAUUUUACCUCCAUCACGCAAAUGUCGACCACGUCUGGUGGGAAUGGCAAAACAAAAACCCGAAAUUCCAAUAUGACUUUAGCGGGCCACCUGGAUCCACCGAUGGUGUAUGCGACAUGCUCCCAUUGAAUGAGAAGAACUACGUCGUCUCGGCCUUGGAGGCAGCGCUAGUCCAUAUUGAAACCCCCCUCACUGUGCCGAAUACAGCCCAGCCCGGGUUUCUGGACUCAUUCCAUCGCGUCGGCUAUGCUCUUGAGGUCAUUCUUUCAUGCGUUGUCUACGGAGGUCGGAGCCCUGCAGUCAAACAAUCGACGGUCGCCACAGUUCUGGGAAAGCUCGAUCAGUUGUUCACGUCGAAUCUGGUCUUCCUCGACUGCAUGCUAGACCCACCAAAGAAUCUACCCGCCGUCAUGCUCCCUGGAGUGGCUGUCCGUCUUGCCUGCCGACUCAUGUAUGUGAUUCUCAUCGCCCAUAAAGAACUUGCAGAAGCCAUGUUUUCCUGCCCGACAGCAACCCAGCUCGCCCUACGACUCUGGUCGGUUUCCAAAAACCAAAACGGGGAUGCAUACCUGGACCUUCCUGCCAUCGCCGGAUCCCCCGAUCCAUCAACCAUUAUUCAACUUUAUGUGCUGAUAGAGAGCGGUAAAGCGGCGUUAAUCGACGCCUUGUUAUGCUCACGGAGCCAUCGUCGCGCGUUUUCAACUGCAUUCGUAUCCCGGGUUCGCCAGAUCGGCCUAUAUAGGGACAGUAACAAUGGGUCGAAUGUCUUCCCUAUCCCUGGCACGGAGAAUCACUGGCGCAUGGUCAAAGAUGUGGCUGUGGGGCUAGCCACCCAUCCAACCAUCUAUCGCUCCCUGUCCCGUCUUGAUUUCUUCAAAGUAUGGGCCCGCACUCUCGUGACGGCAAUAGGCGAUAAUACUUCACCUCAAGUCAUCGACAGGACAUGCGACAUCAUCGUUGCGGCUGAGAUGUGCGGUGGUAACAAGUGGGCAGCGGUCAGGGAUGUUGUACUCGAAGGGUUUCUCUGUGUGGCUCUCAGAUCGCUCCUGGACAUUGCUCGAACGGAUGACAAAGGUCUGGUGGAGAGGGCUACAUGGAUCCCACAAUAUCUCAGCAAAUACGCGUAUUAUCCUUCUUUCACUCCACUUCUUCAUGGGCAAAUCAGCAGUGUUGUCGGAGUCGAGGGUCAGCAGCGUCGCCUGGAGCGUUCGCCGAUCGCCAGAGAACUUUAUGCAUUCAUUGGUGCCGCUCACGAAGCCAAUGAAAGUCGGUACGAACCUCCCGAGCGACAUGUUGUGAUCUGCGACAACUCGAGUGCGCCCCACUCGUGCCCGAAUCCGACGAGCCUUGAUCCGACGAAGGCAGGGAAAACCUGUGGGGGAUGUCAUUGGGUCAACUACUGCAGCGCGAAAUGUCAGCAAGAAGACUGGACUCGACGGCAUAGAUGGGAAUGCGCCGAGAUGCGUCGAGAAUACAUUGCUGAUAAACUGUCGGGUGCACGGUAUUCGUACACCAUGCGCUACUUUCAAACCCAAUUUAUCAUGGCCUCUGUCUUGUUUUACGCUCAAGGUCAGCUCGACAACUUCCUCGUCUUGGACUACAGUCGUGGAGAUCUAUACCAUGGUGCUGGGAGGAGGUACAUGCCUGCCGAGACAUACCAGGAGUAUCGCCUCAAAUCUAAUUGCCCUGCCAUCGAGGCUCGCGUUGAUGGAUUCGUGGCCGACGUUAUUGGCCAGCCCUUCCAACACUAUUCUACUCGAAGCGGGAUUCGGACGCACCCACGAUUCCGCGAUCUCUUUGGUUAUGAAGCUCGAGCGAAUCGAAGGUGGAGAAGGUACCCAGGUCAAAGACCACUGGAGGUUGUGUGAAAGCGUGGCUCGCGUUGUAAACACCUUCGACGGUCUCUUCUCCCCGUUGUACUAAACGGACUAUUAAUCACAUAUAUUUCCACUGGAA